GUGCCACACAUCAUCGUUGUUGUGGCUAGAUGGCGCGUCGGGAAUUCUCGAGGGCAGCAGCACCCCUUGAGUGGCUCUCCGCUAUCUCACAGUAAUGCUGCUUUUUUACGCGCUACUCUGCUUAAUUACGUGUAGUUGUGUUUCUUGUGCACUCGUGAACCCAUACGAAACACUUGGUGUGCCCCGCACAGCCAGCGCUGCUGAUAUCAAACGUGCAUACAAGCGACUGGCGAGAGAAUGGCAUCCUGACAAAAACAAAGACCCUGUGGCAUCUGAGAAGUUCAUAGAGAUCACCAAAGCUUACGAGCUGCUCACUGAUCCUGAAAGGAAAGAAAAUUUUGACAAGUAUGGCCAAACGGAAGACACGCCAAACUUCCGAAGGCAACCCGACUACAGUCAAUUCAACAGAUUUGACUUUGAUCCUUUUGAAUCUACAGUGUUUUCUAAGGGAAACAUGAAGUUUAAAUUUAGUUUUAACCAAGGCUCUGUAUUCCACAAGGCCACCAUCACACUCAAGGCUUAUGAAAAUAGGGUGAUCCCUGACAGUAACGUCAAGCCAUACCUGAUUCUCUUUUAUGGAGACCUUUGCUUUCCAUGUCUUCAUGUAGAGCCAAUAUGGCAGCGAAUAGUUCAAGAAAUGGAGCCUUUAGGUGUAGGUUUUGCUACUAUUCAUGCUCAACACGAAUCUGGCUUAGCACAUAAACUGGGUGUUGGCAGCCUGCCAUAUCUCAUGGGCCUGGUGGAAGGGCGUGCCAUUCACUACCGUCACGACCAGCUGAGCCUCGUGAAUGCAAUAGAUUUCUGCCGCCGUCUGUUUCCCCGGGAUACUGUGACUGUGCUGGAGGACAUGUCAUCAUUCGAUGGCUUCCUUUCAGGAUGGUCGGAUAACCGAGUGCGUGCGGUGGUAUUCAGUCCAUCGGCAUCUGUGCGGCUGCGCUACCUACUGGCAGCAUUCCAGUUUCGAGAGAGGGUUCGCUUUGGUUAUGUCCGACUGGGGCAACCAGAGACAGAGCCUUUGCGCAGACGCCACGCUGGUGUGGGACUUCGCCAAGAGUCCCUGCUGAUCUUCAAUGAGCACACUAGUGCCCCUGUGGCACUCCUUAGCAUGGCAGAGCUGGAUCCACAGUCUCUAAGAGACGUGCUCAAAGCAAACAGGUUUUUGAUCUUGCCACGAGUUUCUUCACAGGCUUUUGAUGAGCUCUGUCCACCUGAAGCCAUUCGUACACGUCGUCGCCUCUGUGUAGUGCUCAUUACAGGCAACACAGCUUUGCAUGAUCCGAACCGAGCGCAGUUGAGAGACUACAUUCAACAGAAGGGCUUUCCUGUUGAGCGUGUCAGGUUUAUGUUUGUGUACAAGGAAAAACAAAAAGAGUUUGUGAAUACCCUGAGCUCAGGUGAGGAUUCGCCCGAAGACCCUAUCCUUCAUAUGGUAAUUUUGUGGAGGAAAGACCACAACUUAGUCCAAUACCAGUGGAUUGAUGCACCGUGGCUUGAUGAGCCCCAGAAGCUGAACGAGAGCAAACAGGAGCUGGAGAACGCGCUGUCACGGCUGCUGCACUCGUCAGAGGCCCUCCCGCACGAUGCCCGUCUGGGCGUGCUUGUGGACGAGCACGCCCGUGGCCUGCUGGGUCGUAUUCUGCGCCGCCUUGUGCUCAUGGGGGAUGCAUUGCGGGACCACCUGACACGCUAUGAAGUCCUGCCCGCCCUCUCUGUGGCGCUCUCCUUUGGCUUCAUCGUGCUCGUCGGCUACUUCAUGUCCUACCUAGUGCAAAUGGAAGAAAAAAGUAUCCAGGAGCGCUAUAGACGAGAAGGAAGAGUGCCUCCCUCAGCAGCGAAACCCAAGCCUGAGUGCAAGCUUACUAUUCACGAGCUCAGAGGAGAAACCUACAAUGGGCUUGUAAGACUUUUGAAGCCGGGCUGCCGAACUGUUGUCUUACUGGUUGACCAAGAAUCCAAGCCCAAGCUGCUGCCACAGUUCUUUCGUGCCGUAUUUCCAUACCGCAAAAACAAGACUCUCAUGUUCGCCAUGCUCCUGCUGGAGAAGAAUUUGGAGUGGUAUCGCAAAAUCCUCGCUCAGACACUGGCCAUUCGACGGCCGCUCAACAUCAAUCCAAAGAACUGCAUCGGUACUGUGUUAUCCCUCAAUGGGCACCGCAAGUACUUCUGCGUCUACCACGCCAAGCACCUAGAGCCAGCAGUGAUCAAGAAGAAGAAAGAGAGUGCUGGAGACUUUGUCGGAUUGGAAGACUCGAGCAGCGGCUCCGAAACGAGUGACGUGGAAUCGGGACGGCUACUCGCACGGUCUGAAGAGACCGACUCAGACAUGUAUGGCAGCAUUCUCUUCGAGGAGCACCUGCUGGAUGGGCUGCCGAACUGGCUCGACAGGUUGUUUGAAGGCACCACAAAACGUUACUACAUCCAGUACUGGCCGGAGUGCAUGAAGUAGCCAGCCCCAACCCACAAGCAGCAGUACCUGCACUUUUCUUCUUGUAGGGUUGUGCCCCCUUGUGCCAUGCUUGCAUAGUCCUUUUCUCUCUUUCCCACUAGCAAAUAUGGCUAACCUGUAGAUAGUGACAUGCAUUUUAAGCUACAAACCACAGUACCACAUGUGGCUUGUAAGUUUCUCCACCCUACAUGCUUUAAGUUGAACAGCAAAAUGCAGUUUCACCACAUUUAAAAGUAUGACUGCAUAAGUCGCGUUAAGAGCAGCACAUUGUAACGGCCUUGAUGUCCUCGUUUUUCUCCCUCCAUGUAUGACUAAAGAUCAGCCUUGCUCUUUUGGUGUUUCAGGCUGCCGUUAUGUGCAAGCAUGGUGUAAGGUGAAAGUGCGUAGUGCUUGCUCAGGCAUGUUUCAUGGAAGGAACUGCGUAAGACUGAAAGCCAGGUGAAAUAUGAAAUGUUACCUAUGAGGCAUAACACACUGCAGAGAGUUUGGGUGUGUACUCUCUUGCUAAGUUAGCUAAACGUGUAUGUUUACACAGUUCUCGGGCUGGUUUUGAGUCGGCAUUUCAUACCUGUUCACCAAGGCAUAUGAACUUUACAAAUAGUUAGACCGUGAAUGAGAAUUGAAAAAAAAAAUAUACUAUGUGCAGUUGUCUGUGCUGUCUGUACAUAGCUUAAAACUUGUGGCUAGGCAUUUAAUCUUGCACAUGAAUUAUCAUUAUGAUGAGUUUUUACCUAAUAUGAUUGUAAAAUGUCUUAACGGUGAUGUUUGCGGUAUUUUGUGUGCUUCAGAUUACAUGAGCCAUUGGCUGUGCAUGGGGUGGCAGGAAAAUCAUUCCUCUUGUUUUGGGACAUGGUUUGUAGCUUGUGCCCUCCUUUUGGACAUUGUAUCAAUUCACUGCUUUUUGUGCCUAACUAAUCAUUGUUCAUCAGGGAGGCAUGCCUGCAUGUGUCAGGUUCCAUUAUUCAGACUAAUAUGGUGGAUUGUGCAGGCAGUACUUGGAGCAACAUAUAGCACUGUGUUGCCGGUAGCAUUUUAUGUAAUUUGUCUGACUGUUCAAAGUUUUGAUUCUUGUUGUUUUGCUUUUUUGUUGAUCUGUUUUGUGUGGGCAAUUUUUUAGCUGUCUUUAAAUUCGGAAUGCUUACUGUACUGGAACUAAUGUUUCAGAGCAAGCAUAGAAACUUAAGUACAAAGCAAGAGUGUUGUUACGUAGAGGUCAUUUCAUGACAUUGUGGAGUUUGCUCAUCUUGUGAUGUGCACUAGUGCCAGCUACUAUGAUUGUUAUCAUACAUUCAUCAAUCAGACUUACCAUGAUAAUUUAGCCACUGCUUACUGUGCAGGUUUGAUUCUUUUGUUUAUAAUAUGUGCUUUUGCUAAGCAUUGCGCUAUUUAGUUGUGGGAAGCACCCAUGGGCUGCGAAUAGGAAUGCCCAUGAAGAAAAUACUCAAGUUGUUUCAAGUGCUGUCUGCACAAAUUUUCAUUGCUGGUCAGUUAGCUGGUAGUUGUUGAUGCACGUGCCCCGAAGUGCAGUAUCCUUUACUUAAUUUUCAAGUUGUGAUAAUCGGACAUUGUGAGUGUUGUUUCCAAACUGCACUGUAUGACGGUAUCUGCCGAUCUGAGCGCAUUCAUACCUCACUUCAUCGAGAGAUUCAUCGUGACCCACCUUACGCCAAGCCAAGUCACCACUUCUGCACCCAGCCAUGAAGUCAUCGCACAGUGUUUUGCUGCGUCUGUGAUUGCUAGUCAUGAGGCUGCUCCAAGCACCUACUUCUCGGCCAGUGUGACUGUUGCGUGCGUAUCUGCUGCCUAAGGAUCACAAUUAAUAAUGUGUGCGUAUGUGAGUGUGUGUCUGAUACUUUUGCACUACAGAUAUCUUGCAGACUCUGCCCAUGGUGUGGUGCAUUGUUUUUUUUUUUUUUGCUUGGAGGAAGAGUGUUCUACAUAAAAGUUCACGGCUGUGACAUUUGUUUUUUCCUCAGGUUAUAAACUUAUCAUGUUGUUUCAGUGGCAUUAUUUAUAUUGUUGAUUGAUGCACACCGAAGAUGUGUGAAACUUUGGUCAUGCUGUUUUUGACUUAGAAAGACCGGGCAUGCUCCGGUGUGCUGCAUUUUAGCUGCAAGACUUGCAAGAAGGCCAGGAGUACAACUUGUUUUUGCAUUUGUGUAAACUCAUCUCUGUGGAAGGUUAGCAUUGCAGUUGAUAUGCCUUACACAGAAAAGCCUGAUGUUCAGAAUUACGAAGGCAGCUGAAUGAUUGUGUUUGCUUUGUGCAUAUGUGAGACUGCAUUUUGGCACUGUAAAUUAACUGCAAGAUGUCCCACAGUUAUGCAGGCUCACUCAAGUCUUUGUGGAACUUCCACUGCCUUCCACCUGUUUCAUCACUGCUUAACAUGUGAAUGUCCUAUGUCAGCUAUCCAUAAAGAAAACCAAGCAACAUUCUUUUAUUUAGAAAGGAAUGUUUUGUGUUGAACUUAAAUUGUAAAAUUUAAAUGUUUCUGCUAGAAAUAAAACAAUUGAUGCUGUA
Molecule: messenger RNA, 4966 nt
Organism: Rhipicephalus microplus (southern cattle tick)
Lineage: Eukaryota; Metazoa; Arthropoda; Arachnida; Ixodida; Ixodidae
Gene: l(3)80Fg
Product: dnaJ homolog subfamily C member 16 l(3)80Fg
Source: RefSeq, a predicted model, not a curated record